AUGUGGAUAAGAAGUGCAACGCAUGCAGGUGUCAAAAGACGUACGGCUCCAGAUAACCAGCACAAAUAUAUCUCCAAAAUGGUGACUCUCCAAGACAGAUGGGAACGAGUAGACAGCUGGAUAGGGUCAGCAGAGUGCAGUAUACAAGAUAUGGACGACUUUGAUACGGAAACUCAAGAUAGUUCAGAAGCUGUUUUUCCUCUAGAUGAAGACGACUACUAUGACGCUUUCUGUUCUGAGUACAUGUCGUUCACCAACAACAACCCUACAACUUGCCAUGCUGUUCAGUAUAUGAGCGAGAUGCUUGAGGCCCGAGGAUUUGUUUAUAUUCCAGAAACUCGACCCAUUGAUGAAAAAACUGCCCGGGCGAUUAUCAAGGGCGGCUGUUUCUACACAAGUAGAGGAGGGUUAUCGCUUGUUGCUUUCAUUAUUGGGGGCCAAUGGCAACCAGAGAACGGUAUUGGAGCCAUAGGAAGCCAUGUUGAUGCUUUGACAGCAAAAUUGAAACCAUGUUCCAUCAAGCCAAAUGUGGAUGGAUAUCAAAUGCUUGGUGUCGCCAACUAUAGUGGAAGCCUUCAAAAAAACUGGCUAGAUCGUGAUUUAGGAAUCGGAGGCGGGGUGAUAAUCAAGAAAAACGACAAAGUUUCUCGAAAAAUCGUGAGUUCGGGUUCGUUUCCUAUUGCGAGAAUACCCUCAUUAGCGGAACAUUUUGGUGCUGUAGCCGAUGGUCCUUAUAACAAAGAGACACAGAUGGUUCCUAUUAUAGGGUACGGCGAAGCCAAAGAAGCGUCAGAAACCGAAAAAAGUGCUCCUUUGUACGGAAAACAUCCACUACCACUUUUGAGGUAUGUUGCAACUCGAGCUGGCUGCAAAUUGGAAGAAAUUGUUGGUGUGGAUUUGGAGCUCUAUGAUAUCCAGAGUGCGUGCAGAGGAGGUCUAGACAACGAGUUCAUGUUUGCACCCCGGAUAGACGACCGGUUGUGUUCUUUUGCUGCGAUAAAUGCCCUUCUUCUGUCGGCAUCAGAGAUCAAAAAUUCCACAACUUUAAAGCAAUGGAAUGGACUAAACAUGGUUUUAUUGGCUGAUAACGAAGAGAUAGGCUCAGGAAGCCGCACGGGUGCAAAGGGGAAGUUUCUUUCCACAACUUUAAAAAGAAUUUUAUCGGCUCGCAAUUUGCAACUUCAACACCUCAGUGUCACUUUUGCCAAUUCCUUGAUACUCAGUGCCGAUGUUACCCAUGCUUUGAACCCCAAUUUCAAACUGGCGUACCUCGACAACCACUAUCCUGUCCCCAACAAGGGACUAACUAUCAAAAUGGAUGCAAAUGGCCGGGUUAUGACCGACUCCAUCGGUACGGCCAUGAUGCAAAAAAUCGCCGAAAAAAACAAUUUGCAAUUCCAAACCUUCCAUGUUCGAAACGACAUGCCCAGCGGCAGCACAAUUGGCCCUAUCUUGGCGGUGGAGACCGGAGCUCGUGUUGUGGACGUGGGAUUACCCCAGCUUUCCAUGCACAGUAUUCGAGCCAUGUGUGGCUACAAAGAAGCGGGUUUAGGAAUCAAAGCGUUUGAAGCUUUCUUCCGUGAUCGGACUACAGUAGCUAGAGCAGUAUGUAUUUGA
Molecule: messenger RNA, 1617 nt
Organism: Meyerozyma guilliermondii ATCC 6260
Lineage: Eukaryota; Fungi; Ascomycota; Pichiomycetes; Serinales; Debaryomycetaceae
Gene: LAP4
Product: Lap4p
Exons: 1
Coding region: 1-1617 (538 amino acids)
Biological process (GO): proteolysis
Cellular component (GO): fungal-type vacuole
Molecular function (GO): metalloaminopeptidase activity; zinc ion binding
Source: RefSeq, a predicted model, not a curated record